CAUUUCUCACCGAGAUCGGUCGAUCAUCAGUCGACAGAUUUUUAUCAAUAAUUCAGACUAAUCUAAUUUUUUUAUUCGUUGUUUUGACUAAAAUCCAUCUUUCACUCAUAUAAUUCCAAUUUGAUAGUAUUUUUUUAUUAUUCAUAUACAACUGAAUGAUUUUUAGUUCUAUUUGGCUUCUGCCCGAUGCAGAUAAAUAAGCAUUUUAAUAGUCAUUUUCUUUGGGGUAUAGACUAAAUGUACCGAUCCGACGGAAGAAUUUUAGAGCCACUCACUGGAAAGAACUUGAUUUCUCCGUCUUCCUAAAGUAGUUUUUCUUCUUUCUAAUGGCCACUGAACCUGUUUUCAGAGCGCAACAUAUUUUAGACUGCAUUCCAAUCAAUCACAAAGAGGACUUACAAGCAAUAUUCACAAGAGAAGGUUUGCUGAAGAGGACGAUCCAUUCUGUAUGGGGGUGUCCAGGACAUCUUUUCAUCUCCUUAGACGGAGGGACACUCGUCAGAGCAUAUCAGCUGAAGUCUCCUAAUCGCAUAAAGCAGUUUACGAUCUUGGCCAAGGUCUCACCAGUAAUCAAGAUUUGUUUCAUCCAGGAUAUGCAUGAUGUCAUUCUAGUUUUCUAUAAGAAUGGUCUUGUCAAGGUCUACGAGCACGUCCAACCAGCGGACAGCAACUCUCAGCCAUGGCGCAAGAGAGAACAGUUCAGCUUGGGCACCACCAAUGAUGCUUGCGUGAAGAGCGCCAUCUGUUGUUUUACUCAAGGCAAGAGGGUGGUUGUCUGGGUGGAGGAGCGGAAGGAGGCCACGUCUUCUGGGAGUGCCGUCGAGCAGUGUCUGCUCACUGCGGAGUUGGAACCCAAUUGCAAAGGCAUCAAGUCACCUGUGUUGCUUCUCUUUGGUUGCCAGUCUGAGCUACAACUUGCAGCUGACUACAAUGGAGAACACAUAACAAUUCUUCCCAGCCAACCCUGUCCAGCUGGAAUGUAUUUCAGACUCCAUUUCAACUCUACAGACAGGUCACCUCUGCUGGAAUCGUCCAUUCUUGGAGAGGGGUGUGUAGAGAGGUACAAGAAUUUUCCUGUAGAUUUCAGUGAGAAUGCAGACAGCCUUAUUCACAUAUGGAGCGAGGUGGCUAAACAUUCUUUUGGUAAAUUGGUUGCCAUGACGAUGGAAGCAAGGACUGGCAUGGUGUUUCUGAUUUCGGAGGAUGGCUCGGUACAUUCUAUUUCAUGUGCUGGAGAAGAGAAAGUAGGAGUGUUUCAUCUCUCAGAUGUUGAUGCAUCGUCUGUUUCUGACUGGUUUGCUGUGAGGUUUGUGAUCGGAGCAGUCUUCCCUCAAGACAGAAUCAUUAGACUCUACAGUUCCGUAUCAGGUGACAUUCUCCAAGAAAUCAACCUAUCAUCAAUCACCUCGGCCGAUGCGAUCCGUGUUUGGUCCAUACUGGGUAGUCUUCCGCAGAUCGGCUUCUGGUCAUCCACUGGCAUUUGGUUACUACAGAUGCAAGAGGCUUCAAUCGCUGCCAGAGCAGAUGAGCCGAACACUACUCAUCACCUCCUAGACUUUGAGCUAAACAAGAUGGCUGCUGCCACGGAGCUUCAGAAGCUCUACUCAGAACUGACAGAAGAGGGCGCCGUUGCCUCUGAAACCGACCUUGACCUUCUUGCAGAUUCAAAUGUCUUCCAGAAUGAAGCCCUUUUAGUAUCGCUGUCUCAGGAUGUGGACAGGUGCAAGCAUCCAAGAUUAAUGGAGAAGGUUGCCAACUUGCAGCAGAGGUUCAAGGAAAGACCCGAUCCCACUCCUGACACCGCUCUCAACGAGUCGAUGCUUCCCCUUCUGAAAGACUUCUAUGAGACACGGGAACAGAGAGACAAGUUGGAAAUGGGAGAGAUCAAAUCGUCAGGUGGUUUGACCCUGUCAUCUCAGAUAAAGGAAGCUCUUGAUAUGACCUCAGUUAUUCCACCAGGACUCAGGCUUAGUAAACUGGAGCUUCUUUCUAAUCUCUACCCUGAGAAGCUUCUAGAAGGUCUUAUCAAAGAGCUGGAUUUAGAACAAGCAAUGGAAAGUGGUGUUAAUGGGGAAGAAGAGAGGCCGACAGAAGUACUCAAACACUGGUCAUUAUGCAAUCCCGAGACAGAAGAGGGCGCGAGAUUCUUGAAGAUAGUUUGCCGGCUUUUGUACAUCCAUCAGCCUCUGAAAUUGGUGGAUGUGGUCAAAUUCUUUCAAGAGUUACACAAUACAGCUUCUGAUUUGUCAGCAUUCACCAGAAAAAGGCACGGGUUAUCUGUCAGUGGGAUGGUGCUAGAUGUUCUUCCAGACCCAACUGAAUCUUCGGACACCAAGGAGGCCAUCAGAGCCAAAGCACAACUCAUUCAAGACAGUGAUAAGAGCCAUGGACCAAUGAAAGCCCUUCAGCUUCUUCUCUCACAUUCCCUCUGGGAAGAUGCAGUACACGUUGUCGAAGGUCACAUGCCCCAGGACAGCCAAUCACAUCGCGAGCUCUUCUAUGUCCUUCUAUGUGCAAUGCUAAUGGAUUCUUCUGCCCUCCAAGAACACAGCCAGCGACUGUGGGAUUGCUUGCCACCAUCAAUUUCGGCGCUGAAUCUUCUACAGGCUCUCCAGAUCAACCAAGACAGUGUGAAGAACCAACUACAGAGAGACUCGCCGAGACAAACUAUCCAGGGUCCGGGUCUCACCACUGGGGCACAUCCCCCCUCCUUUUUUUUCUUAAUUUGUGGUUGAAAACCUUUUUUUUCGGCUUUUUAAAAAUUUCCUCCGAAAAAUUUGCCCCCCUUUUGGAAAAACCUGGAUCCGCCCCUGCAUGUAUCUACCUGGAUUUGCAGAGAAUUGAUAUAUACAUGUAUAUAUAUAUAUAUUGGCCCGUGGAUCUGUGUAAGGAAUAGAUCCAAGGUGGCGAAGGUGCUACAUUUCAUCCAAAUUCUGUGUUGACAAAUAAUUACAGAGAAACUGAACAAGGCAAACCAUACAGGUUCCUGGUCCUUGGCACUCCUGUCUGAAGAAGGAUUAAUAUACAGUUUUGUCCACGAAUCUGUACAAAAAAGUAUUGCACUAUGUAAUUCUCUCACAACUUGCUGAUUGACUUAGCAAGUGUCAAAGAAAAAUUAACUGCGAUUACAGAGAGUCUUGUCAAGGAACAUCUUACAGGUUACUGAUCUUAUCACUGUCCUUUAGAAAGAGCAAUUGAUACAAAAUUUGGCACGUGAAUCUGUAUGAACUAACAGGGUUCCCACAGUCAUGGAAAAUCCUGGAAAAAUUUGUGGUCAUGGAAAGUCAGGGAAUUUGGAAAAUCUGUGAAAAGUCCUGGAAUUGCAUUUACCUCUUGGCUAUGGCAGCUUUCCACUUUGUCCUGUCUCGCAACUCUCAUACUCUGCUAUUAUAAAUGGUGUUAAAGAUUUCCAUAUUUCCCAGUUUUGUGACAUACCAAAUUCUACAUAACUCACGGGAAGUCGUGGAAAGCAGCAAUUUAGUCAUGGAAAAGUCAUGGAAUUCUGUUUUCAAAUUUCUGUGGGAACCCUCACUAAGUAACAGCUUGAAAUGCUUUGAUCCUGCUCUCCUUUAUUCCUCAUACAUUAAAUUAUCAAAGUCGACCUAAAACCCCAACUACUAUUUUGCCCAACUUUGGCAAAAGGAAGCAAUUGACACUUACGCCAAAUUUGAGUUAUUGUUGUUUCUGAAACACCCUUUGUAUGUUGCACGCUCCGGCAAAUACUGGGGUAGAAAUGAUCAUUGUAUGGAAGAUAUGAAAGAAAAUAUGCUGUUAAAUUGAAUUGACGCCUAUGUAAAUGACGAACACACAUUGCUCAUUUACAACGAAUUAUACUUUGUAAUUUGCUUCGUUUUUGCCAAAGUACGGCAGUAUCAUGAUCCUUCAAUUUGUCUGCAGGCACCGGCUCUGGGUCUUCUCACAAGAUUAGCAUUAAUAUGAAUGCCUGAAUGAGAGGGGGCCUCUGUACACAAGUCAUUGGCAGAGACUUUAGAGGUUCAGACCAAUAUACAGUUAAGGCCAAAAGUUUACAUACACCCAUGGAAUUCAGUGGAAUUUGUUUGCUUGCCAAACAUCGUAAAAUUUACUAUAUAUUCAGAAAUGCAAAUACUACCAUGACAAAUUUGGUAUCAAAUGAAAGAGCGUAUUCAGCUCUUUCACAUGAUGGGAUGCUGUUGGGAUUUAACCCUUAACAUCAAUAACAUGCCAUGAACACAAUCAUUUUCGUGCAAUGGUCAUACAGCUAUUGUUAUGCCUAUUGCAUUUUGAAGAGUGCAUUGCAUGCAUGAGUGAUCCAUUGUUCAGUUCAGCUUAUGGUCAAGAGGUUUAAUAUUAUUGUCUCAUGAGUGAUUCUCUUUUUUAAUAAAUAAAACAUUUGAAUAUAGACUCUUUGAAACAAAGUGGCACUCGCUGAUUACAGUGAAUGGCACAUUAAGAGUUAAGUAUAUUUCAGGUGGAAUUUACUUUAAAGAAAAAAGUAAUAUUAGUGCCAAAUGUAUUCUUUUUUUAAAAUUAUAUUUUCAAACAUCAUUUCAUAGAAAUAUAUAGAUGUCAAAUCUAUGAUUUAUAUUACAUUUUCUAUCAUGAUAUGUCACCACUGAACAAAAAAGUGUAAUCUGGAAUGUUUGUGUUGAGAAGUAGCAAUCACAAAUACAUGUAUGAAAUUUUUUUGUCAAGUUUUUAUUUUUAAUUUGUCUAAAAUAUGAAGAUUUUUUGGGGAAAAAUGACACCUUAAUGUUUUUCAGCUCCUGAUGGCAAAGCAAUGUAGUGAAGGGGCAUGACAUACUCAUUUGUUUGAUAUCAAAUUCGUCAUGAUAGCACACAUAUUUUAUAAGAUACAGUAAAUUUUAUGAUGUUUGGCAAGUGUCAAUUUAUCUUUGAAUUUCCUGGGUGUAUGUAAACUUCUGGCUUCAACUUUAUGCAAUUUCAAAUUAGCCUGGGCUAUAUAGUGUCAAGAUGAUUUUAAUGCAACUGUUUGCUUUUCAUCUUUUAUUCAUCCGUAAAGUCCUUUAUUACCUUAAAACCAGCUUUGUAAAAUGCUGAGAAUUAGCACCUUUGUGAAAAUAUGCAAUGGUAAUGUCAUUUUCACAGUGACCCAACUCAACUUUGUACUGUUAAACAUGUAUCAUGAUAAUUUUGCCAAUGACAUGCAAUGUGGUGGUUUCAGUUUUCUUUUGUAUUGGUUGGGGAAUGGGUGCUCACGAACCAUUGUUUCUUUCUCGUUGUUGCAUGUUGUUCUUGAGAGUAAUUCUGCCUGCCUGGCUGGCUCCCACUGUUUGAUUAUGGAGCUAUUCUAUGGUUUGAUGUUGGGCUGUACACUCAUAAAAAAAAGAAAAAGAAGGACAUGUCAUUACUUCAAUGAAACAUUCUAUUUAUAAUAAGAGAAAUGUGUGGAAGUGCAAUAUAUCAAUAUUCUCCAAAUAUUAUGUCUAGAGCAUGGUAAUUAUGUUUUCUAAGCUUUGUUUUAGAAUCGUUAAUAGACAUUUGUUGGAAAGGUGAAUUAAACUUAUUUUUGUAAUAGAUAUAUUAUCGAGUAUACGUAAAUUUGAAAUUGAUAUACAUACUGCAGUGAUAAUCAAACUGACAUUGUAUUAGUAAGGCUUGUUGUCCUUUACACUUAUUUUGUGAUACUGUCAUUAAAUGUAUUUUACCCCUCUCUUU
This is a messenger RNA of Lytechinus pictus (painted urchin), 5658 nucleotides long. RefSeq lists its product as uncharacterized. The transcript is spliced from 20 exons. Gene Ontology annotation, biological process: lysosome localization; organelle organization; protein localization to membrane. NCBI's taxonomy places the organism in Eukaryota, Metazoa, Echinodermata, Echinoidea, Temnopleuroida, Toxopneustidae. The record is from RefSeq and is a predicted model, not a curated record. Gene Ontology annotation, cellular component: lysosomal membrane; BLOC-2 complex. The coding region runs from base 327 to 2735 and encodes 802 amino acids.